Oryzias melastigma (Indian medaka) is the source of this 1892-nucleotide messenger RNA. RefSeq names its product BEN domain containing 5 (gene bend5). Gene Ontology annotation, molecular function: DNA binding. Gene Ontology annotation, biological process: negative regulation of DNA-templated transcription. The record is from RefSeq and is a predicted model, not a curated record. The coding region runs from base 679 to 1806 and encodes 375 amino acids. The transcript is spliced from 6 exons. Lineage: Eukaryota; Metazoa; Chordata; Actinopteri; Beloniformes; Adrianichthyidae.
CGUGUCCACUGUCGAAGGGUUCAGACCUGUGAACAAAACAGAUUUUGAUAACCAGAAGGUGUAUCUGGUUCACAGAACUGAGGAGAAUGGCUGCACAGGCCAGCCGUGCGAAGCUCAGAUCCUCGCCCUUGCAGGUAAGUUGCCCUUCGGACACCGCGAGUUAACCAUCCUUUAACGCGCGUUUCUCGCGUUAGAAAUCGUAACAUUUGUUUUUACGUCUGCGCAUUAACAGGGCGCUAGAAGAAGACGUUUUCUAUCCGAUGUGUCAGAACGUGAUCAGCUGGAAUCUGACAGCAAAAAAAAAAAAAAAAAGAAAACGUCCUCCGCUCCGGCUAAUGCUAGCUUGACAUGCUAACCGAACUUUUCGAGGCUCUCGCGCCUCGUCGGCGCUUAAUCCCGGUUUGACAACCACAACGGCGGGUUCCGUGGGCUGCGUGACCCGCUUCGGCAGAACCGCGCGGGUUGUUUAGUUCGUGAGUCUGUCGUUGUUUACAACGCGAAGCUAAAGCUCGCUUAGCCGGAUGUGUUUGUUAGCAUGCUAACCGGAAUGCGGUUGACGCUGACAAAAGGCUGUCAGCGCAUCACCGUCGCACCUGACAGCCAGCGGCUUUUCCUGCGUUUUUAUCUUAUUUACUGUACACAGUGGAAGAAUUUGAAGAAAGUUUAACGCAAAAAAAGAUGAAAAUUCCCAAGAUGUCCAUCAGAAAUUCAGGAAACUCAGAAAACAGUUUUGGGGAAGACAGAAUGCCGCUCAGGCAUAAAAAGGCUUCAUCUCAUGACCAGGGACGCUCCCUCUCCAACUCCUCAAAGAGCCUCGCAGCAGUAGUGGCUCGCCUGGAGAGGAACGCGGCAAACUCUUGUAUGGAAGGUGAAGAAGACCUGGACGAGGACAGGUUGGUGGAGGAGGGAGAUGAUGCAGACGAUGAAGAUGAAGAUAUAGAAUUCAAGCAUAGGCAACAUCAUCACUUGCAGCAGCAGCAGCAGCAUUUGGAGACGGGCAUGGAUUGUAUGUCGGAGGUAGCCGCGGCCAUGGUUCCCAGGGUCUUGUACGAGGAGCUGGUUCACAGUUACAGGCAACAGGAGGAGGAGAUGAGGAGGCUGCAGCAGGAGCUGGAGAGAACGCGCAGGCAGUUGGUUCAGCAGGCCAAGAAACUGAAAGAAUAUGGGAGCUUGCUGACAGAAGUCAAAGAGUUGAGGGACUUCAACAGAAGACUGCAGGACGUUCUUCUCAUGAGACUGGGCAGCGAGCCGAUGCAUGACAAUGGAACUCAGACAAUCAAGGCUGAAGUGGUGGAACCAAUUGUUGAAGCUCAAGAGACGUGCAGAGAAGAAGCCAACACCAGUUCCAGCUACUCCCCCUCACCCAGAACGGUCUACACCUGCAACGAUGGGAAGGUUCAUCUUGGUGGAGGGAUUUGGGUAGAAGAAGAGAAGUGGCACCAACUCCAGCGGACCCAAGGAGACUCAAAGUUCACAAAAAACCUGGCUGUGAUGAUCUGGGGCACCGAGACACUCAAAAACCGAAGCGUCACAGGAGUCGCCACCAAAAAGAAGAAAGACGCUUUGCCCAAACCGCCACUGUCGCCCAGCAAGCUGAAAAUCGUCAGAGAAUGUCUCUACGACCGAGUGUCUCAAGAGACGGCCGACAGCGCCGAAAUCACGCAGAGAUUGUCCAAAGUAAACAAGUACAUUUGUGAAAAGAUCAUGGACAUCAACAAGUCCAUCAAGAACGAGGAGCGGCGGGAAUCCAAGCUGCUCAUCAGACAGACGGUCAAGAUGGAGAACUUCACCUACGAUGGGAUUUAGCGAUCACACCAGCGCCUUCUGCCUCCGCGUGGUCCACAGGAAAUCAAACGGGGCUCGGUACGAGUGAUCGGGGAACUGUUUCAGGA